CAAGCAGGGAGGGGAGGGAGGUUUUUUACAAAAUCUUUAGCAGAGCCCAUCUCAGUUCUGGACAAGCUCUAGAGAGAAAGGGGACAAGGAGGGCCACACUCCCUGAUCAGAUUUUUUUGAAUCCUGUGUGACUGUGACCAUGCGUCUGGUGUGUGUGUUCCUCUUGGCUGCCCUGCUCCCCUCGACUCUCUCCCACAACAACAGACAGGACCCCUUCGCCUGGCUGUACGGCCCGCGGAGCCAAGGCUACUAUUUGGGAUCCCUGCAGGCGGACAACACAGGAGGGGACUGCCCUCCAGAGUGCGACUGCCCCCCGACCUUCCCUGUUGCCAUGUACUGCGAUGGGCGGGGGCUGAAGGUCAUGCCAACCAUUCCCUCCCGCAUGAAGUACUUAUACCUGCAAAACAAUGCCAUCACAGCUGUGCCUGACUCAUCUCUGGUUAAUGCUACCAAUUUGGUGUGGCUCAUGAUGCACUACAACCAGCUGACAUCGGACAAGAUUGGCGAGAAGGCAUUUCUCAAGAUGCAGGGACUGGAGCGUUUAUAUCUACAACACAACAAUUUGACCCGCAUUCCUCGUAACCUGCCUCGCUCUCUGCGAGACCUGAGAGUCAGCCAUAACAGCAUUGAAAAGGUAACACCUGCAGAUUUAGAGGGAAUGGAUAACCUCACAAUUCUGUAUCUCCAUGACAACGCUGUGACAGACAUGGGCACCUCACUGAAGGGACUGAAAUCUCUCAUGCUGCUGGAUGUCAGCGGCAACAAGUUGAAGAAGGUCCCACAGGCUCUCCCUGAGCGCCUGCACCAGCUCUACCUGGAGUUCAACUCCAUUGAUUCUCUGCCAGAUGACUUCCUGGGCCGUGUUACUCAGCUGCAGUACAUCAGAAUGGCCCACAACGAACUCACAGACAAGGGCAUUCCUCCAAACACCUUCAAUGUGACUGGCUUGGUGGAGCUGGACCUGAGCUACAACAAACUGGAGAGGAUCCCCCCUGUCAGCACCACGCUACAGCAUCUGUACUUGCAGGCCAAUCAGAUCAAAGAGUUCACCCUGGGUAGUUUCUGCAGCAUCGUGGAUGUGACCAACUUUUCCAGGCUGCAGACGCUGAGACUGGAUGGGAAUGAGAUCAGCAGCCAGGACGUCCCGACAGAUUCAGCCCUCUGCUUGCGCUUGGCUUCCACCAUUGAAGUUUAACUGUGCGCACAUCACAAUUUGUGGCACACCGCUCAUGAGCAACGUGUUUCCCACAGUGCAAAAGGCCAGAAUGUGAAAAGGUCAAUGUGCCAACACCUGAGAACAGCAGUGACAAUUAUUGAAUUAUUGUUUAAUAUCAACAGGGGGCAGCAGCUCUUUAUAUCAGCUUGUUACUGUUCAACAUUCACACUACAGAAGGAGGGUAGGCCCUACAACAGUGGGUGUGUAGCAGUGGUUUUCCAACUGAGACGUUGUACCAGAGAUUUCAAAUUCAAGGCAUUUUGUACAGUAAACAUUAAAGAAGUAGAUCUUCAAAGUUUGUACAAAUAAACUCCUACCUAUAAAAUACCUAUUCUAUCAGCUACAGGCGUAAUGAUGUGCUUCUUUUUUCUUAAUUCAGUAUUUCCUUGACCUGAUCUUGAUCUUCUCUCUAUGUCGUUGUGAGGAUCAGCGAUCUUUGUGGUCAAUAUUUUGAUUCUGUUUCUGUCCUUCUCUCCCUCCAGCUAUCUUGCUCUACCCCUUCCCUCACUUUGCCCUAUAAGUUGAAGUUGACAAUAAUAUAUACUUUUUAGGAAGUUUAAUUUCAAAAUACUAGGUGUCAUAGUCAUAGAAUACUAUAACACUAAGCAUGGAUAGUACUGUAUUAUCUGCUGCAUGAGAAUAUAUGUAUCACGUCUCUCAAAUCAAGGCCAAAUGAGAUAUCUCAUUGCAGUUGGGUGCUUUGUACCAAUAAUUUUAUUUCACUGAGUUGCUGUAUUUUUAGUAUUUUAUCCCAGGGAGGGUCCUCUUUUUGCGCACAAAUAUAGUAAUGGCAACAUGUGAGGUCUUUGGGCAUAUGAGACAUAAUAUUUGAUUUAUGCAUUGCAUGAAUUGAUCAUCAAAGUGACAAAGGUUUUGAAUAAAUAUGUUUACAAGCCUG
Molecule: messenger RNA, 2114 nt
Organism: Myripristis murdjan (pinecone soldierfish)
Lineage: Eukaryota; Metazoa; Chordata; Actinopteri; Holocentriformes; Holocentridae
Gene: fmoda
Product: fibromodulin a
Exons: 6
Coding region: 140-1195 (351 amino acids)
Molecular function (GO): protein binding
Source: RefSeq, a predicted model, not a curated record